Messenger RNA from Colletotrichum destructivum, 3470 nucleotides. RefSeq lists its product as uncharacterized. Lineage: Eukaryota; Fungi; Ascomycota; Sordariomycetes; Glomerellales; Glomerellaceae. The record is from RefSeq and is a predicted model, not a curated record. The transcript has 4 exons. Bases 1092 to 3080 code for a protein of 662 amino acids.
UGUCUUUCCGUCGAGCAUCAGUCUCUCUCCAUCACUAGGUUGGAAGGCAGGAAGGCAAUAUGUGUAAGGGGUGGGAGGGGCACAUAGCACCAGGCAUCGGUCCAGCCAAAGUUGGCGUAGUCGUGAUGAGCAUGGUUGGCAUGCCGCGCCCAGCCCUGUCUUCCAUGUCCUGAGCCCGCUCUCGACGAUGACCAAGGCCAGAUGCGAUGCCGUCUUGUGGCUCCUCGCAUACAUCUUCUAACAAGCAACAUGCACGUCACGAUAUGUUCGCCCCAUCUGAGCCCCUCACUGCCCAUCAUCCAGUUGCCGGCCGAGCUGAGGUACAGGCUGCUUCUCAUUCGCCCGCUCCUGGGCUCAUGGCCUUCCUCCUCGUCUGGAUAGCCUGUUCUUCCCACCCUUGCCUGGGCCCCUCCCCCCCGAGUCUGGCAUCCUCUGUUAGACAACCCACCAGUGUAUCUCACCCUUGCCCAAAAUUGGACUUGGGCCCCAUUUGGCGGUUUGGCUAACUCUCCGGACCUCAUCUGGCCCGCGCGGGGGCCCUUCCUGAGUCUCCCUUGCCAGUCCCUACUGAGGUGGGCCUCUCUCCCUCUCGCGUUCUUUUUCGCCUUUCUAUGAUGCCUUUUUGACCUCUUUAUGCGACGUCCCCUCGCCUCUACUCUAACCGUUGGACUUCUGGCAGUGGUCUCUCCCACAUUCAGGCCGGCCCCUUUCCUUUCUCUUGAGUGGCUGGUCCUUUCGCUCCUUGUUUCUAUUCGUAGGUCCCAACUUUGCCUAGUGUCUGUUUCGUCUGGUCUGCCCUUCGUCCAAGAGCGGCACUCCUCUCCAGUCCAUCCUGUCUUUUCACUUACUCUUUUCACUUCUCCAUCCCAUCCGUUCCGUUCUCCAUCCUCCCUCUUCCUUCCCUCCAUCAUCCUCAUCCUUUCACAUUGUGUGUUUUUUUCCUUCUUUUUUUUUUCCUCCUUCGACAGGAACAUCUUCGACCGGUCUAUGGAUUAGAUGGUUCGGAAAGCGAUUUAAUAUCUGGCACCGCUGCGGCUCGACGCCUGCGCUCUCUCAUCUCUUCGACCAGUGCCAGGUGAACAAUCGACGAGAUGGACAGCUGGGGAUAUGGUGACCUGUGGACGCGGGCUAAUGCCGACGGCGUGACGACGGGCGGCGGCAAUGGCGUGGGGGAUUCAUUACGAGGUCCCUUCAAGGCUACGAGCAAUUCGACGUCGGCCAUCGUCAACCAGUUCCGUUUCCAGGCCGCGAAAUCGAUUCGAACCUCGACCAUCAUCCUCGCUGUUUUCAACGUCGUCGCCGCCUUCGCCACAGCAAUCGGGAUCUUCUGGGACGGAUAUGCAACAGCCAAGAGGAACAACCAAAAGUUCGGCUUCAGAACACAUGGUUUCACAUUUGUUGGACCUGCCGAGUCCUUUCCGCUGAUCCUGUCUGUCGGAAUUGUCGUCCAGGGCAUCGUCUUCGCUGUUGCACAGUCGACUGGACUCGACCACCUUUUGACCCUGGGGUGCACCAUCACCUCCCAGAUGAUGCUGCCCGCGGUCUUUAUUGUUCCUUAUAUUCAAUUAGUAUUCGCCCUGGAGGUGGCCUUCCGGUCUCUGCGAAAGAACCCGCUGCCGCCUCGCAGCAAGUGGAACGUCACGAUUUGCCUCGCCAUCGUCGGCACUUUCCUUCUUGUCACCUAUCUCGUUACUCUCUUUGUCCGCCCUCCCAACUUCUGCUUCGCCUCGCUCUUCUGGUUCGUCCAGCGCUGGAAGGAGGGAUGUUUCGUCCUGCUUACCUUCAUCUCGGUGGCACUGCUUGCCUCGACUCUUAUCAUUUUCUUCCGCCUCCAUAACAAUGCCAAGAUAGAGAACAGCGAACGUGUCGCCGCCUCCAGGAUGGUCUACUUCCUGGCGGUCGCCUUCAUUUCGACUACUCUUCUCGUCCCCUUCUUCUUCAACCUUUCCUUUACGGAACAGCGGGGCGCCACGGGACAGUCCCUUACGCUGUCCAUGAUCGCCUCUGUUGUCGCAAACGUGUCUGGAUUAAUGACUGGCGGCUUGCACCUAUUCUUGCGAUCAAAUACCCUCUCCACUAUCGGCCCCCGCCAGAGUGGAAAGUGGGAGUCGGAUCGUAAGAAACUCAAGGCCGGAAUUCGGGUCUAUAAUGGUGACGAUGAAUACGAAAACCACAUGAUGAAUCCCGUCGGCCAGGCACGAUCCCUUCGACGGAUGGACAGCACCGAUAGCCUAGUGCCUGAGAAGGAGGAAGAGGCACGCAUUGAGAGCCCCUCUGGCUCACCCACCUACGCGAACCCUCUCCGAUCGAAUGCCGUCUGGCAGCCGGCUCGUUCUCCUGUGAAGACACCCGAGCCCGCCCAGGUCUCGACCUACCAGGUCCCCAAAGCCCACGCUCGCAAGAGAUCAUACUCCUUGUUUCCAUCCGAACAACAAAACAACAACACCAAGUCGAUCACCUUGCUUCCGGCCAAGACAUACGCCCCCGGUGCAAGGAUUCCUGACGAGGACGAGAUGAUGCUUCUCAGACCUCCUCCAUCAAUGCACCCUCAAGGCUUCCGCCAUCGUCGCGAUUCUUCCCUCGCUUCGUCGGCCACUGUGCAGAUCGGCCUUCGUCUGUCAAACGUCGAUGACAUGCCGCCUCUUGACUCGCACUACUUCCAGAACAACGCCAGCGUCAACAGCCUGAGCUGCCCUGACGACAGGGACGCCGAGCCCUCCAAGCGGCCCAGCCCCUUGGCGCAGGUCGAUGUUGCCAGCGACAGCGGGUCGUCUGACUCGGAGGAGGAUGGCACCUUGGUGUCAUCGCCCAUCCGUCGCGAGAAGGAUCUGCGGAUGAGGGCUCUCCCGUCUGUUCCCAGGGUCACCGUGCCCAGGCAGUCGCAGCUGCAAGAGCAAGAGCCGGAGCAGCUCACCCUUAGCCCGGCGGUCUACCGACCCGAGAGCCCGCAGAAGACCAGAGUCACUAGCCCUCAGGGCGUUGGCUUCAACACUCCCGCGCAGCGCAAGAAGGCGCCUGUCAAGUGCACCAAGCAGAAUUGCCAAUGUUCUGGUCAGCACGACAAGCGCGACUGGAUCUGAAGCUAGCUGCACUGCCGCCGAUAUUCUCCCGUUCGGAAGUCAUGAAUUAGACGAAUGAACUCUUCUAAGACGGGCGGUAAAAGCGUUUGGUCCGACCUUCGUGGUCCUAUACCGGAGUUGACGGCGCACCUCAACACGGAUUUUCUUCUUCUCUUAUAUUUACUAUUUUUUUUUUCUUCAUUGGAUGGCGUUUUUUUCCUUUCCUGCGGAGAUACCUGUACGACAUCAAGUCUACAAAUUAUUUGUUUUGUUUUAUCUCUCCGACGAUGCUUCUGCGACGACGCACUGUGUACGAUGUGUGGACAGGCAAGGCUUUCGUUGGAGAGCGUGGGGGCCUAGGAAAAGUAACUAACUCUAGAGUACUGGGACUCUAAAAAUGAAUGGAUGGAU